UCUCUCUCUCUCUCUGCUUCUUCGUUCAUCGAGGGUAGGAAGGAAUCGAGUUUUUCUUGCCAAACCUGAGAAAUACUCCACUACCUUGACUUUUCUACCAGCAAUCAACGAGUCUAUAGUGGUAAUACAAAGUGGCUUGUUCGGGUGAACCACAUGCAGCACACAUUGUGAGCCUCACUGCGAACACACGGACGAGGAACACCCACGCAAUAGUUGAGCCUCCCAAAAUGUACGACCACGGACUUAAGUGACUCUAUAUGGAAAGUGGACGACGGCCUAAACAGAGACUUGAUGCUCUUUUCCCCUCAAUAACCUCAUAUGGAAAAGCCCUGGUGCAAAUAAUAGCUGAUAGAACUGACAAGGCGCUAAAGACAGUUUUGAAUAUAGCAUCAGGCACUGAACGUAUUCGAGUGUCACCUUUGUUCUUGGAGGCACGAUGUUUAUCCUGCAUUUGAAUCCAGACGAUUUGAAGAGAAGGCCAACUUCUGGAUGACUCAUCCGUCCAAAUCCUGGGCUUCCUAAAUCCUAAACUGAAUGGCUGCACUGAUCUCGGCUCCGACCCUUCGAUUGACGCACGAUUCGAGACCAAACAGUUAUCCCGACGAAUUCAUCCCUUUGUUGAGCAACGGAAGAGCUUCAACCCUGUCAAGGUCAAAUACGUUGUAGGACUUGAAAUUCCUAGCCAUCUCUCGCUCCGUUCGUUCUUUUUCAUCGUUUUUGAACAUUGAGCUCGAACACCGAGCUCGAACACGGAGCGCAAGCCCAGUCAAGCCCCGCCAGGCCCGGUCAGGGCCUAAAGUGCCUUCUAGGUGUGCUCAUUCUCCUCAUCCGUUGCAAGCCCAAGAGGUGCAAUAUUCUUGAGCAGUUGUUUCCACACAUAUGCACGUUGUAUUCCAUACUUGGAAUUGGUAGUUGAUCCCUGUACUAGAUCUCAUCCAACUUCAGAAGUCAUGGCUUCUCUCACAGUCCAGAACAACAGCCAUGCUCAGCAACACCUGCCUUACCGAGAUUCAGAAUGGGAUCGUAAACUAGACAACAUGUUGGAAGAUUUGGAGACCUCUGCAGCUUUAGGUACUGAUUCUUGGGGCACCGUCGGUGGUAGUGCUGGCAAUGCUACUACUAGUGAUAACCGCAGUUCUGCAGGUCGAAUUGGCGGCGGGAGCAAUUCGGGCAGCGGAGCUGUACAACCUUUUGGAGGGGCGAUGAGCUCAUCAUCAAAUUUUAGUCAGUCGUCUUCAGGACACCAAAGCCGUCAACAGGCACUUCUCUCAACAAGUUCUUCAAAAGUCCGGAGUUACUCAGCCUCGAGAGCUCAGAGUGCAUCAUCUUCGACUCAGAGGAAUCAACAGGGCAGUUCGGGCUUCGACCAUCUGGACACUGGAUUUCCAUUAGAAAAAUCAACCAGUGGCAAUUCGUUGCACAAAAGUGCCGACAACAUGUUGAAGGACCUGGAGGGGUCGCUGAAGGCCUCCACCAACUAUAUUGAAUCUCAUCGAUCACACUCUGGUCCAACGGGCUCUGAAGAAUAUCAUGAGUAUCGGGCUUACUCAAACGGAGGAGCGCCUAAAACCGAUUUUAACUUGGAGCGGCAAGUCCAACAUAUGAUGCCGUCCGGGAACAUGGGAACUGCUCCCAAUACUGCUUUGAGUACCAACAACAAUUACAAUUCUGGCCUCCAAUCCGCGAACAUGAUUUCCUCCAUGCAGCAUAGUAAAUCUUCAUCAUCAUCCUACUAUGUUAACAAGGUGCAGACCAAUUCAUACUCCAGCAAUGGGGAUCGCAUGAUCCAACAACCGCAACCGCCACAGCAACAGCCGCCACCAAUCCGCUACGGACAAUCGGACGAUGAAAGACCCGGGUCUCGAUUGAAGCAAAACAUUGACGAACUGGACAAUCUCCUGGACGACUUGAACAACGCCAAGAAGAUGUCGGACACCGGCGGGGAUUAUACUGCGUCAGGCAUGUCAUCGGACGACUACAGUUUUAGCGAGGGACAUCAAGGUCAUGUGAAGAAGACAUCGCAGUCCUACAAUAUGAGUGACUACAACGCCUAUUCGAACACGAAUAGCGAGUUCUCUUCCCGAAAACCGCCCUCGCCUUCUCCUCGACGUCGUGGUCCUACACCGGUUUUGGCCAGUCCCUCAACGGUUCGUCGAAUGAGUCCCAGUCCUUCCACUACGAGAAGGCCAAUGGAUGGACCCCCCAUGGGACCAAACGGAAUCAAUUCGUCGUACUCUUACAACUAUAGUAGCCACAACACCACUUCCAACACGGGCGGCCCCCCCUCGUUUCCUUCAAAGUAUUGACCUUUUCCUCGAAGCGAAGUCAUCGUGUUCCUUUCCUUGCAUGAGAGUAAACACACGUGCCUAUUUUUGAUCUGCCUAUCAUCGUCACCUUCAACUUUCUGGCACUCUCCAAUCAUUUCUUUCCGCUCUGUUCCGCACACCCGUUCCAGUACGUAUGAAUCAUUGGACCCGUCAAGAUUAAGCCUUAACCCAACUGAGAGCCGCCAUUCUGACUCUCUCGACUUGAAAAUGGAGUUCACCUUCAAACGAAGCAACAAUCUGCCACUCUGAGACAGGCAUGCCCCCUCCAUUCCUCUUUUUCUUCCCUUUCUCCAUGAAAACACCUACACAUAUUUUUUGAAUGAAUGCCUCUCUAUUUGAAUUCAAAUUGGUCAAUCUCGUAAAACUGUCUCAAAGUACAUAAAGAAGUGAGUCAGAUGGACUUUGCAUAAAUGUUGGAGUAGGUUGAAAAAAAAAAUCAAUGAAUGAAAGGAUGUUCAGAAUGAACCAUAAGUGAGAACCAAUCAAAUUUCCAAAUUGUUUUCUUUGCCAACGUAACUGAGAAUGGUGCUAACCUUGUCAAAAGCGAACUUCAGCAAUGAUUGAUUGGCUGUAUGUUUUAGUGCAUCUCGAACCUACUGAAGAUGUGAGAUCCAUUAGGAUUUUAAUGCAAAAUAAACUCCCUUUACUAACUUAUUCAUUAACACAUCAUUACGGAAAAAGUAUAUUUACCCAACAAUGUUUGUCUUAAUAUUGAUGUAUUUAUCAAAUAUUAUUCUACACUAAACAUUGAAACAUAGUAUUGCUUUGUGUUGUAAGAAUCAUUUCAAUCCGAAGCGAUAAUUCUCAACCAUAUGCUAUAUGCUAUCUUCAAUCUUGGCAGACCUCACGUGUGUUCUCAUUGAAUAAACAAUACUGAUCAUGA
This is a messenger RNA of Tigriopus californicus, 3210 nucleotides long. RefSeq lists its product as uncharacterized. The record is from RefSeq and is a predicted model, not a curated record. Lineage: Eukaryota; Metazoa; Arthropoda; Copepoda; Harpacticoida; Harpacticidae.